Molecule: messenger RNA, 5575 nt
Organism: Macrobrachium nipponense
Lineage: Eukaryota; Metazoa; Arthropoda; Malacostraca; Decapoda; Palaemonidae
Gene: Zpr1
Product: zinc finger protein ZPR1-like
Exons: 8
Coding region: 140-1504 (454 amino acids)
Cellular component (GO): cytoplasm; nucleus
Molecular function (GO): zinc ion binding
Source: RefSeq, a predicted model, not a curated record
CAGAGAGUCAAGCAUGUAGGGUCACCAAGAACCGUAACAUAAACAAACCUCUUUUCCAGCUGAUUGGUGUCGUCCACAGAAAGCUCGAUUUCAUUAACCUUCUGGCUGAGUAAGGAACUUCUGCAUCUGAACUUUCAAAAUGGGAGAUACUAUGCAGCCAAUUUAUGUGGAUCUGGCAUCUGAAAGUGAUGACCCUCAAGUCACCGAAAUUGACAGUCUGUGCCUAACAUGCCAUGAAAUGGGAAAAACGCGGCUUUUGAUGACGAAGAUCCCUCAUUACAAGGAAGUAAUUCUGUCUUCUUUUAGCUGUGACCAUUGCGGAAAUCAUAACACAAGCAUUCAACCUGGCCAGUACCAAGAACUUGGUGUUUGUUAUCAUUUCACUGUGAGGGAGGAGAAGGAUUUAAGUAGACAGAUAGUACGGUCUAAUCAUGCCACUGUAUCUGUUCCAGAACUGGAACUAGAGAUUCCAGCAGAUAGUGAAAAGGGAGAAAUCACAACUGUGGAGGGAAUCUUACGUCGAACAGUGGAAGGUCUUUCACAAGACCAGUCUGAGAGAAGGUUAUACCACCGUGAGAUAGCUGAGCAAAUUGAAGAAUUCAUUUCAAAGAUAGAAGAACUAUUGGAAUGCAAAACAGAUUUUACAGUUGUUGUGGAUGAUCCAUCUGGUAAUACUUUCAUUGAGAACCCCAUUGCACCCCAGCAAGAUCCUUACCUCAAAAGGAAAACUUACAAAAGAACAAAGGAACAAAAUGCUCUUAUAGGCCUAAAUUUUGAAGACCCGGAUGAGCAAGAGGUAGCUGAGAAACAGGAUGAGGAUAAUGAAGAUGAAGAUGAGACUUCUGUUAAAGAUGAAGUGCUGAUCUUCGACACAAUAUGCAAUCAUUGUUCAAAGCCAACCAAAACAAAUAUGAAAGUAACUCAAAUUCCAUAUUUUAAGGAAGUUGUGAUAAUGGCAACAAGUUGUGAAGGAUGCGGCCAUAGAACAAACGAGGUGAAGAGUGGAGGUGGAAUUUCUGAGAAGGGAAAGCGUAUUACCUUGAAGUUGACUGACCCCUGUGAUAUGGCUCGCGAUGUCCUCAAGAGCGAAACUUGUGAAAUAGAGAUCCCUGAAUUGGGUCUCCACUUGGGAGGAGGUCUUAUUGGUGGCAAAUUCACUACUCUGGAAGGCCUGUUAAUGGACAUUCGCAAUGACUUGGAGAACAAUCCAUUUCUGACUGGAGAUUCUAGUGACAAUAGUCGCAAGGCCAUCAUUCAAAAACUUAUUGCUGACUUGGAACAGGUUAGGAAUGGAAACCUCCAAGUUACAAUCAAAAUGAACGAUCCAGCUGGCAACAGUUAUCUUCAGAACCUGUAUGCGCCCGAUGAUGAUCCUGAGAUGGAGGUAGAAGAGUAUGAAAGAAGUUACGAAGAAAAUGAAGCUCUGGGAAUUAACGACAUGAAGACAGAGAAUUAUGAAGAAGAGUCUAUCGAUCCAGGCUCAAGUAAUUUGAUAUGUAGUUAGGCAGGAUCGUGGUCACUGUAAGGGAAUGCUUUUGCUGAAGUCUUUUCCAAUUACCCAUUCAUCCAAGACAUCUAGUGUUUAGCUUUGUCUGCUAACAUGGAUGAAGGGGUGUAUCAUAUGCAGGAGACAAGAUCCGCACCCUGUGUGGAUCUUACUAUCCUGCAACUGAGAAUGAGUGUCUGGUUACAGGUACAAGAGCAUAUCAGAUGAAGGAAAUCCCCGGUGGCAAAAUGACGAAAGCCGAAGUGUCUGCCCUGUUCUCUCCUCUUUUAUUGUACUUAAUGUACUUUUCAACCCUUUCGUCUUGACCUCCCUCUGUUUUUCGGUUGUGGGCAGGCUCUAUCCUACCAUGUAACACCUAUUUAUAUAUGUCAUUCUGUGCAAUAGAGCAGUAGGGUAAGAAAGGUUUUCUGGUCAUGUACGUAUAAGGUGAAACGAACUGUUUUUUAGGAAGAGGUUUGUGAAAAGGAGUAGCAAAUGAUUGCAAGAUUAAAUGAAAAGAGAUUCAAGGAUGAACCCUGAAAUGUAUGGAGUCUUGUAACCCAUUUCCAUCUUCAUCAGAAAGGAACAAGCUAAUUUUUGUUGUGAACAUCAUAUAUUACUUGUACCUGAAUCUACCUCAUCUGACCUGAAGGUAACUUGGUCAAAACUAAUAGAAAAGUACAUGGUUGAUUUUGUUUCUCCAGAGUUUUUAUGUUUAUCUAAAAUAAAGGUAAGAAUUUACACUAAUGUAUAACUUGUCUUGAUACCAAAUUCUAUUUAUUUUUGUAGAAUGAUCUUGAUACAGUGAAAAUGACAAGAAGUGCAAAAAAAGCAUUUACUUACAGUGAUCAGUACUGAUACGGACUAGUGCUGUGCAAAGAAUGGCCUUCACCGUGAAAUUUUGGAUGUUGAAAUAGGAUUUAGAAAUACUGUAUUCCUUAGCAGAAAAAAUGUAUAUUUAGCAUUGAUCGUUGCUGAAAGUCAGUAGAUACUCAGCGCAACUUUCUUGCCCCAUUCUUGUAUGCAUAUAAUAUCUGUAAGCUGUUUCUUGAGUGAUGUAUUUUUGGAUCUUUAUCUACUCACUCCCACUCGCCUUUUGAGUUCGAUGGUAUCAAACUUAUCAGAUUAGAUAUAUAGUACUCUGUAAGAAAAAUCAUAUAAGUACUUUAUAGGAAACAUUCCAAGCAUAUAAUGCACUAAUAUUCUUCUGAAGAGUAAUGGUCCAGAUGAUAAUAGCUUUGGUUGCUAAUAUGAAUUACUGUUGUUAUUCAUAAUGAGCAUAAGUUCUAAUGGAACUGAGCAAAAGACCUUGAACUUGCAGUUUAAGCUUCUGCAGACUAAGAAUGCCAGUUUCUGUGAUAGGUAAAAAUGAUAAAAGGAGUAAAAAUGAAUGUAGAUGAUAAGUAAAAAUGAACAAAUGAAUACAAAUACAUAAUUAGAAGGAAUGGAUCAGAGAAAAGUGCAAGAGGUGUUGUACCAUCAACAGAAUUAAGGACAGUAUGAACGGAAAAAAUAUGAAUAAAUGAAAGCUAGCAAAAAUACAUAAUCAAAGAAAGAUGUACAUGAAUUUCCCCUGAGGGAAGUAAUUUGGACCCAAACUUUGCAAUGCAGAGCCUGAGGUUUGACAAUGAUUGUUGAUAUAGUGGUCGCCCAGCCCUUGCGAUACCGCAACAGCCAUGAUUAGACAUAUUUACAUCACUCAAAUUAAGUAAAACUUAGUUGAAACGAGGGGAUGCCGAGCGUUUAAUCUAUGGCUUUUUAGUAAAUAUAAUACAAAAUUUUCCCUCAUUUUAAGUAAACAAAAAUCUUGAGGUGCUAUCACAAAGACCUCUGGUUUUGAGUCCACAUGUGGUUAAGGAAAUUAGGUUUUUAUUUUUUCUUGGCUUGUUGGUGUGUCAACAAGAAAUGAUUUCAUAUUUAGAGAGAGCUAUAUUGCAGUCACCGUUUCAUGGAAAAAUGUACUAUUUUAAUUGGAUGAGGCAUUGUCAUGAAUAACAUUUACAAAUGGCUUAAGCUGGUUAUUGUCAUAAUUUUAGUUUCUACAUUUUUAUAUAGAUUUGCAAUACCCCAAAAAGUGUACUUGUGUAAAUCUUGAAUAUAUUACCCAUGGAAAGUUAAAUGGCGCUUUUACAUUAUAAGACUUAUGUCAUUUAUUUUCAGUGGCUGAGAAUUUAAAUGUGUUAUUGUAUGUUAGAGUCAUCCAAAUUUAAAGUAAUUGUGCUUUUAAAAAUGCAGUAACCAACAGCCAUGCAUAGUUUAACAGAUAAAUUGAUAAAAAUUAUUUACAGGAAUCCUAAUUGUCGAGUCCUCUCAUUGUUUUGAAGCAGUAUGUAGACAAUAACCUUUUUGUUGGGAAGUUACAAGUGUAUGAAUUAGAUUUUCAAUUGGAUUUGGAAAGUUAGGUUUGAUAUGUUUGUAAUUUGGUCGUCGUUAAAUUCGUAAAAUGAAGAAUUCCGUGGUUAAGAAAAAGCCACUGUAGACAACCAAGUUUAAGUGAAUAAGUAAGGAAUAAGAGCUUUCAACUUUCACUUAAGGUUCUCUUCAAACGUACUGAAGAGGACCUGAGUGAAGAUUGAAAGCUCAUGUUCCAUAUUUAUUCACAUAACUCAGUUGCAUAAAGUGGAUAGAAUGUUUUUUUCAUUUCUGGUGAAGUCCUUUGUUUAAAUAUAGUUGUCAGUGAGCAAGAGAUGUUCCUAUGUCAUUUAUAUAAAUGAAUCACUGCAAUGUCAAAACUAAUUUUAUUUAUGUUACAAUGUCUGAUAUGGUCCACAUUAAUGAAUUGAGAAGUGCCAUUCGAGUUUUUGUAUCAGAUAAUUACUACCACUUAAAGCCUCCUUACUCUAUCUGACAUGAAAGUAGAGAACGCAAUCUUUGAUGCAGGACAGUAUGUUGCCUCAGAUGACUUAAGUAAUUUUUCAAACAUAAACAAUUUGAAUGUGUGGGUAAGAGUUUACAGGAUGUUUUACCAUGCUGUGAGUCACACAGAGGCUAAGAUCUGGCAGAACAUUCUCUGCAAUGAGAGGAGUGAUGGGUUGUAAGAUAGACUUUGUAGUUACUGAUGUAAUGGCAGAUGAGGACGAGAAUGAUGGUUGUAGUUCUGACUCACAGUGGUAGAUGCUAGGCAUUUUUGAUAUGCAACCCACUCUUGGCUCAUCCAGUUUUGCAGAAAGUGAUCUCUUUGAAUACCUGUUAUGCUUGUGACAUGAGGCAGUAACCUAAUGCUUUUUGAACAGACUAACUCCCAGAUGCUGGAUUCUUGACACAAGACUGCGCCAUGAUGGAUUUCGAAUACGCGCGCACACCUACACAAUCUCGAUGGGUAUUUGAUGUAAUGAAUAGUUUACCAGCUGCGCUUGGAAUAUUCUAUUGUUAAGACCUCAGGUUUGUUAGCUAUGAAAAAUACAAAUUGAUUCUAAAAUUUGUCAUAUUAUUAAACUGAAGUCCUUUUAGAGGAUUCUUCAUGCUGAGUGCCAUGAGUCAAUUUUUUUUUGUUUUGUCCAACCUUUUUUGAACUUUGAGGCAAAACAUAGGAAAGGAUGACAUGCUUCUGUACUCCAGUAUAUCCUUGGCUUAGAGUCCAACGAGGACAAAUUCUGUAAACCAGGUUAAUCCAAGAGUUAGCAUUAUGGUUGCGCAGCCUAAGAUAUUUAGAUGCCUGAUUCAAGUUUGAUACUAGGAAGAUCAUUAGCAAAACACUUUCAUAUUGGUUAAGAGAAGUUAUCUUGAACCUGAACCCAGUAAUUAAUCAAGACUUUACCCUGAAUAGUAAGCGCUGAGGGUUCAGUCCAUUGUCCUCUUGGUUUGACAUUAGAAUUUCCUUAAUGACCAAAAUAAAGUAGUAUCUAUGUUCCCUGAUGCAAAACUUAUCGAAUGUUAUUAAGAAGUAGGAAAGAAAUUUACCAGAAAGCCUCAAGGUUCCUUUUGUGUGGUUAAUUACUCCUUUCUUUUCUUACACCAUGUCAGGUAUUGUAACAUAAGUGAAAACAAUAUGUAUUUAUGGACAAUGGAAGCUUUUUAAAUUGCUUAUUGUCAGUGUAAUAAAGAUCUAUUACUGCUGUAUCCAUAAAGACAUUAAAAUAUGAAAUGUCA